GCGGAAUAACCCUGCACACGGAAACAUAAGAAAAGAAAAGGCUUUCUAAGCACCUUCGUUUCGUUUCCAUCGUUUUCUUUUAUCUUCUUCUUCGCAUGUCUUAAUAUCUGCGGCCCUCAUCUGCGAUUAAAGCGCCUCCGUAUAUCUUCGAUCUGUCUUUUUCCUUCCGGUAAGGCCAUUCAGUUCUUGUGUCUUGUCGAGGACAGACGGCCUAGAGCACAGAAUUCAUGGUCUAGGGUUUUCAAUUUUGAUUUUUGCGUUGAAUCGAUUGCUUUUUUCCUCUCUCUGGUUAUCGCUGAAUCUGGUUGAGUUUACUCUUUGUUAAUAUUUUUGUUUGUUUGCUAAAACAAAUCUGUAAUAUCUUGCUAAUUUCUAGGGUUUGAUUGGGAUUACUUUUGAAAAAAAAAAAAGAAAGGAGAAGUGACAAUAAAAUUUUUCAUUCUUUGGUUUGGGGUUUGGUUAUCUGUGGGUUUGUGCUUUAUUCAUUUGAGCUUGAAUUUUGAUUGAGAAGAAAUUGUGGUUUCUUUAUUAAUAUGGCGGCAGGGCGUGUUGAUGUUUCAAGGAGAAGAGGUUACAAUGGUCGCUUCAAUAAAUACUUUGAUCGCAAUAGGAAUGGUUCUGUUGAGCAUGGUGUGGUAUAUAAGAAUGGCUACCAUAGCUCGUCAGAUGCUUCAAAUUUUUACUUUCGAAGAACUGGGCUUAGUUGUAGAGAUGCAGAGGGAAUAUUGGGUUAUUUUCAAGAGGGAAACGUCAUUGAUCAUUCCUCAAGGUUGGAGGAUGGAGAGAUACCGAGGAAUGAUGAUGGAAUCCAGUUGCCUCCAGAGAAGAGAAGGAAGUUUUCCCCUAUUAUAUGGGACUUGGAGGACAAAGUAGCAUUGAAGAAUAGUGUUUUACCGGCAACUACUGCGAUUCAUUCUCAAUCUCCGCCAAGUGCUUCUGUCAAGGGGCUAAAUGAUGCAACGGAUGCAGGUGCUGCAAAGUAUGCUGUCCCAGUUAUGAGUUUGGAGCUUGUGUCAGAAGAGACACGUGUGGCAGGAGGAUCUGCUCCUGAGUCCUGGUCCAAGUCUCCAGCAAUUUUGUCCUCUCCAUCUCCUCUAGAGAAGUAUGGGGUUGAUGGGCAAGACGAGGAGGAAGAGUUUGCUGAAGCACGGAACAUAUCCAUGUCACGGUGGGCAUCUGAGAGUGAUUCUCCCAGGGAUGUGAAUUUGUCUGAUGAUGAAGGCAUUCCUCGAGAUAGAUUGAAAUCAUCUGGCUCCAGCCAACGAGAUUCCUGUUCAGUAUCUGUCUGUGAAGAUGAAGAUUUUGGAAACAAGUUGGAAGAUCAUGAUUCCAAAAUGGAUAAUGGUGGGAUCCAGGAUGAAAAUGGUUUUCUUAACCAGAUACAAGAUAGUUUAGGUGAGGUUGAAGAGCCUAAUUGUACUACUCAGAAAGGUGUAAAUAUGCCCCAGACUUCUAGAAGUGUAUAUGAGUAUGAGAAACUUCAUGAAAUUAAUGAAGGCACAUACGGUAAAGUAUACAAAGCCAAGGAUAAGAAGACUGGAAAAUUUGUGGCAUUGAAGAAAGUAAAGAUGGAUGUCGGAGGAGACAGGAACUUAGAGGAUUACGGCUUUCCCUUGUCAUCUCUGAGGGAAAUUAAUAUUCUUGCUUCUUUUCAUCACCCCUCAAUUGUAAAUAUUGAAGAAGUUGUCAUGAGUGGCCUUGAUGGUGUUUUUAUGGUGAUGGAGUACAUGGAACAUGACCUCAAGGGGCUUAUGCAGGUGAUGAAGCAGCCCUUUAGUACAAGCGAGGUCAAAUGCUUGAUGUUACAGUUGUUGGAAGGUGUCAAGUAUCUGCAUGACAACUGGGUGCUUCACAGGGAUUUGAAGACAUCAAAUCUUCUUUUGAACAAUCAAGGGGAGUUAAAAAUAUGUGACUUUGGCAUGUCACGCCGAUAUGGGAGCCCAUUGAAGCCAUAUACUUCUCUUGUGGUUACAUUGUGGUACAGGGCCCCUGAACUACUGUUGGGAGCAAAGCAAUAUUCUACAGCCAUUGACAUGUGGUCUGUGGGUUGUAUAAUGGCUGAACUGUUGGGUAAAGACCCAUCAUUCAAAGGAAAAAGUGAAAUCGAUCAACUUGCCAAGAUUUUCAGAGUUCUCGGCACACCGAGCGAGGCAAGUUGGCCUGGUUUUUCUAAAUUGCCGGGGUCUAAAGCAAAUUUUGUGAAGCAGCCGCAUAAUUUGUUGCGGAAGAAGUUUCCUGCCACAUCUUUCACAGGAUCUCCAGUUCUCUCCGAUUUGGGAUUUGACUUGUUAAACAAGCUUCUAUCUUAUGACCCAGAAAAGCGAAUAACUGCUGAUGCAGCCCUCAAUCAUCCAUGGUUUAGUGAGGUUCCACUUCCCAAGGAAAAAGAGUUCAUGCCUACUUUCCCCCCUCAGUAUGCAAGGAAGAUGUAGAAGCUGUUCUACUAGAAGUGGCAAAUUACUCUACAGCACUUGGGUAUCUGAGAAGCUCAGAAUCAUUUUUGGUGGAGCAACGGGGAAAGAGUGAGGCUCAUCGAGGCUGGUGGAUUUGAAUAAUCUGGUGCUUGUAUUCCUCUUGGAGAUAUGUGUUUGUAAUUAUCUUUUAAUCUCUGAGUUGAAGAUCUUGACUGUUGACCUUUUUUACUCUCUUGGCAUUAUUUUUCUGUUCAGGAUUGUCUCUUUCAAAAGAAAGAGAUUGAUUCAGACAAUCCAAUGGGAUACAUAUCUUUCUUUGUAAUGAUCCUCUGUAGCCUCCCUGAACUUGUAAGGUGUAAGGUGCUUUAACAGUCAUCUUCAGUUCUUCUUGAAUCAGCUCGAGUUCAAAUUGGUGUAAAUAAUUCAGCCUACUCACCUUAAUGUUUGAAGUUCUCUUUUCUUCUGUAACAAACUGCUGUUUCACUAUUUUCCCUUUAAUAAUUUUUUUGUCUGCAAGAGGAACUCUUUGCGACAAAGGAAGAACAUCAUUGAUGCUUUUCAGUCGAAAGGUCGGAAACCGUUGCACCUGUAAGGUAACCAGAACUGCUGCUAUAUUGUAGACUUUGUAUUGGAUCAAGUAUUCAGCUGGAAUGUGCACUUUCUGGCUGUCUUCAAGUUUUCUUCCUCGAUUAGUUAUCUCAUAUAUGCUUCUCUUCUCAAAGGUGAUUGGAGUUUGUUCUGGGAUCAUGUUUGCAGUCAUGCAUCGUAGGAAGAUGAUUUAUACAGAAGUAAAUCAAAGGGUCCACUGGGACAUCAUGUUAAUAGUGCGAAGACCAAUUUUGAACAUCUACUUGAUUGCUGUGUAUAGAUUAUAUAGAUAUAUAUCUCCUUUUGUAAAAUAUUUUUUCUGUAUCCUUUUCUUUCUUAUUGGAUGAAUCAUGUAUGGCUGUGGAUCCAUACUCGUGAUGAACAGAAAUAAUAUAUGUUGGAGGAAGGUAUCCGUGCGGUUGUGAAUUGGAAAAUUCUUGAGCAUUGAUUUAAUGGUCAGCUUUUUGUGGUA
Messenger RNA from Jatropha curcas, 3474 nucleotides. Lineage: Eukaryota; Viridiplantae; Streptophyta; Magnoliopsida; Malpighiales; Euphorbiaceae. The record is from RefSeq and is a predicted model, not a curated record.